GUUACAUCAGGCAGAAGGUUUCGAGGGUUCUAUUAACAAAGUGCUACGAAUGAACUGGGUGGAAGAAAGUACAUAGGUCUCCCAUUCAAGGGUUCAUCAGUCUUCACUAAGGAAAUUUAAGUCAAAGUAGCUGACAGUGAGUCAGCAUUUUGGAAGGCAGGUAGAGAUGGUGAAGAAAUAAGGAAAUUCUUCUAUGAGUCAUGAUAGAUAUUUAAGCUUGUUAAAAAAUGUUUUUGACUACCUACUCCCUUUGCCUACAGAGUCCAGUUAAGGUAUCUUCAAAAUUAUGGAAAUAAAAACAAUCGGUCGCUGUCUGUCCUUGCCAAACUCAAAAAAGGCUAAGCCUUUUGUGCUUAAACACAUACUCAUCAGUAACUACUCUACCUUACACUGAACAUAACUAAGCUAGGUUGUUCUUCUUGGGAAUGUACUUGCAAGUUAAUACUGCACUGCAACUAUAAGAUUUUUUAAAAGACAUCAGUUGUACAUUAUAAAUUAAAUCUAGUUUAAAUCAAUAUAAUUCAAUUUAUCCUAGCAAGGAAGUUUUUUAAGGAUGGUCUGAUUUUUUUUUUUUACAGGAAUAAUCUUUGCAUAAUUUUACACCCCAUACAUGAGAUGAUUAGGAUUCAAUCUCAACCAGAAAAAUCCCUUUAUGGUGUCCUUAUGGCCUUCCUGUAUCCUAACAGAAAAAUCCUAGCAGAAGCAUUUCCCCUUUACCCAGUUCCUGUUCUUUUAUCACAGUUCUAUUCCUCCACACUCCCUUCCUGCUAGGCACGGGAAUUUGAAAGGGCAGGGGAAAAUCGGUAGAAGUUUGUCUUCUACUUGGGUAAUCCAAUAGCACCGCAUCCAGUAGUAUAUAAUUCUUUUUGCAUGUAUAUCAGUUUGCAUGUAUAUCAGAUCCUCCCCAAUCCCUCUCCCAUACCUCUUUCUCACUUUUCUCUCAUUAUCCGGUCCUCUUGUUUUCCUUGACCCCCACAUUCCUGUCUAAAUCAUCCUCCUGGCCUCAGGUCCUUAUCUCCUUCCUGAGACCCUCAUGUUUAGUGUUCCCUCAUUCCUCUUACACCUAGGAUUUCUCCUCCUUCCAUAAGGGUCUGGUCCUUCAUCCCUCCCGCUUCACCAGACCCCCUCACCCUGGGAGCCGCCACCUCCCUUUCCCCAAGACCAGAUGUCGCGCGGCCGGACACAACCAGCACGGAGAGUCGAUGCCGGCGGCUGAGCUGCGCAGUGGGGUCUUCCCGCUGCCCAGCAGCCUACAGGCGCGGUGCACUCUGGGGGAACAUGGCCGCUUCCGGUCUCCCUCCCGGGCCGGCGCUGGCCUGACUGCGGCCCCGGUCCGUAGCACUCCGCCCUCCGCUUCUCCCGCCCUGUAGCCGCGAAGACUGCUUCAGCCUUUCCCUCUGCUGCCCCUGCCGCGCGAUGGAGAAGAGCUCGAGCUGCGAGAGUCUUGGCUCCCAGCCGGCGGCGGCUCGGCCGCCCAGCGUGGACUCCUUGUCCAGUUAAUGUGUUAAGAGCCAUUGACAUUUGAAGAUCAUCAGAAGUGAAGAUAAAACAUCUCAAAAAUUAUAAUUGCCUCCACUUCUCAUUCAGAGAAUUCAGUGCAUACAAAAUCAGCUUCUGUUGUAUCAUCAGAUUCCAUUUCAACUUCUGCCGACAACUUUUCUCCUGAUUUGAGGGUCCUGAGGGAGUCUAACAAGUUAGCAGAAAUGGAAGAACCACCCUUGCUUCCAGGAGAAAAUAUUAAAGACAUGGCCAAAGAUGUAACUUAUAUAUGUCCAUUCACUGGUGCUGUACGAGGAACUCUGACUGUCACGAAUUAUAGGUUAUAUUUCAAAAGCAUGGAACGGGAUCCCCCAUUUGUUUUAGAUGCUUCCCUUGGUGUGAUAAAUAGAGUAGAAAAAAUUGGUGGUGCUUCUAGUCGAGGUGAAAAUUCUUAUGGACUAGAAACUGUGUGUAAGGAUAUUAGGAAUUUACGAUUUGCUCAUAAACCUGAGGGGCGGACAAGAAGAUCCAUAUUUGAGAAUCUAAUGAAAUAUGCAUUUCCUGUCUCUAAUAACCUGCCUCUUUUUGCUUUUGAAUACAAAGAAGUAUUCCCUGAAAAUGGGUGGAAGCUAUAUGACCCUCUUUUAGAGUAUAGAAGGCAGGGAAUUCCAAAUGAAAGCUGGAGAAUAACAAAGAUAAAUGAACGAUAUGAACUUUGUGAUACAUACCCUGCCCUCCUGGUUGUGCCAGCAAAUAUUCCUGAUGAAGAAUUAAAGAGAGUGGCAUCCUUCAGAUCAAGAGGCCGUAUCCCAGUUUUAUCAUGGAUUCAUCCUGAAAGUCAAGCCACAAUCACUCGGUGUAGCCAGCCCAUGGUUGGAGUGAGUGGAAAGCGAAGCAAAGAAGAUGAAAAAUACCUUCAAGCUAUCAUGGAUUCCAAUGCCCAGUCUCACAAAAUCUUUAUAUUUGAUGCCCGGCCAAGUGUUAAUGCUGUUGCCAACAAGGCAAAGGGUGGAGGUUAUGAAAGUGAAGAUGCCUAUCAAAAUGCUGAACUAGUUUUCCUGGAUAUCCACAAUAUUCAUGUUAUGAGAGAAUCAUUACGAAAACUUAAGGAGAUUGUGUACCCCAACAUUGAGGAAACUCACUGGUUGUCUAACUUGGAAUCUACUCAUUGGCUAGAACAUAUUAAGCUUAUUCUUGCAGGGGCUCUUAGGAUUGCUGACAAGGUAGAGUCAGGGAAGACGUCUGUGGUAGUGCAUUGCAGUGAUGGUUGGGAUCGCACAGCUCAGCUCACUUCCCUUGCCAUGCUCAUGUUGGAUGGAUACUAUCGAACCAUCCGAGGAUUUGAAGUCCUUGUGGAGAAAGAAUGGCUAAGUUUUGGACAUCGAUUUCAACUAAGAGUUGGCCAUGGAGAUAAGAACCAUGCAGAUGCAGACAGAUCGCCUGUUUUUCUUCAAUUUAUUGACUGUGUCUGGCAGAUGACAAGACAGUUUCCUACCGCAUUUGAAUUCAAUGAGUAUUUUCUCAUUACCAUUUUGGACCACCUAUACAGCUGCUUAUUCGGAACAUUCCUCUGUAAUAGUGAACAACAGAGAGGAAAAGAGAAUCUUCCUAAAAGGACUGUGUCACUGUGGUCUUACAUAAACAGCCAGCUGGAAGACUUCACUAAUCCUCUCUAUGGGAGCUAUUCCAAUCAUGUCCUUUAUCCAGUAGCCAGCAUGCGCCACCUAGAGCUCUGGGUGGGAUAUUACAUAAGGUGGAAUCCACGGAUGAAACCACAGGAACCUAUUCACAACAGAUACAAAGAACUUCUUGCUAAACGAGCAGAGCUUCAGAAAAAAGUAGAGGAACUACAGAGAGAGAUUUCUAACCGAUCAACCUCAUCCUCAGAGAGAGCCAGCUCUCCUGCACAGUGUGUCACUCCUGUCCAAACUGUUGUAUAAAGGACUGUAAGAUCAGGGGCAUCAUUGCUAUACACUCUUGAUUACACUGGCAGCUCUAUGAGUAGAAAGUCUUCGGAAUUUAGAACCCAUCUAUGAGAGAAAGUUCAGUCACUUUAUUUAUUUUAAAUCUCUCUAGGAUGAGUUUAGAACUGUAGCAGUGCAGGUGGCUUAAGUGAAGUAACUCCAUAUGUAAUUACAUGAUUAUGAUACUAAUCUUUUAAGUAUCCAAAGAAUAUUAAAAUACUUCAAUCCUGGAUUCACAGUGGGAACAAGUUUCUAUUAAAAGGCAAAUGCUGUUACAAAUUUUUGGCAUCUGGUAAUAUUAAAACCAUUUUAGAAAUACACUCUGUGCUCACUGUGCAGAGGAACAUCAGUUUUCAAACCAACACUGAAAUUCUGUGGCAUCACAUAUAUUGGGCCUUGAUGUCAUGACAGAUCAAAAUCAUUUGAUAUCCCUUUCUCCAUUCUAGGUUUUUCUUUUUUGCAGUAACUGAUUUACCUUGAUCACUUUUCAACUUCCAUAUUCUUCAUAUAGUAAAAGGCAAAGUGUUGAAGACACUACGGUGUGGUAGUAGUUGAAAAUUAUUGCCGUCAUUAAUUACAUACUUAAGACAUAUUAGCAAGUUGAUCCAAAAUGGGAGGCUUUAUAGAUGUGCUUGGGGGAAAAUGAAGGGGAGAAAGUAGCCAUACAGGAGUUCAAAGAAUUCCGUGCCCUUCAGACUAGCCCAAUUACCAGAAACAUCAUGAAAGAUAUUUUAAAAACUAAUUAUUUACUACAGUGUAUUUCACUUGUCUUGUGUGUCUGAACACACAGAAGCUAAUUAGCAAGUUUUUAAGAAGUAUUUAAAAAUCUUUCUAGGAUUGACAUUUUUUCUGAAGUCUGUAUAAAUAGCUUAUAGUGAGAAGUACUGUGCUCAAAUUUUACUUUUCCUUUGCAAAUUCUGUAAUUUCACUCAACGAUUAAGUCUACCAAAGAACACACUGCAUGUAAAAGAUGUAUUACAAUCUCAAAGCCAGUAAAAGAAAUCUUGCUUCACUGUUCACCUGCUACAAGUAAGAGUUUGGUGCUGGUAGAAACAUUUGACUCUGAUGUCUAUUUUAUUCUACAUAAGAGCCAUAUGUAAUGUACUGUAACAAAGGAGCUUCUUGUCCCCUUGGUCUUUUAAUUAAAAGAAAUUCCAACUGA
Messenger RNA from Pan troglodytes (chimpanzee), 4605 nucleotides. RefSeq names its product myotubularin related protein 2 (gene MTMR2). The transcript is spliced from 16 exons. The record is from RefSeq and is a predicted model, not a curated record. Gene Ontology annotation, molecular function: phosphatidylinositol-3-phosphate phosphatase activity; phosphatidylinositol-3,5-bisphosphate 3-phosphatase activity. Gene Ontology annotation, biological process: phosphatidylinositol dephosphorylation. Lineage: Eukaryota; Metazoa; Chordata; Mammalia; Primates; Hominidae. Gene Ontology annotation, cellular component: membrane; cytoplasm. Bases 1704 to 3419 code for a protein of 571 amino acids.